Messenger RNA from Chlamydomonas reinhardtii, 1712 nucleotides. RefSeq lists its product as uncharacterized. Lineage: Eukaryota; Viridiplantae; Chlorophyta; Chlorophyceae; Chlamydomonadales; Chlamydomonadaceae. Bases 198 to 683 code for a protein of 161 amino acids. The transcript has a single exon. The record is from RefSeq and is a predicted model, not a curated record.
GUCCCACACGGGCAUUUCUCCACGCGUCCAUCCGCGGCCCACGCCGCAAGCAUCCCAAAGCCUGUGAACCCAUUGACUGCCAGACGCCAGAGCGGUUCCUUGUGUCGCGGCUCCCACACCAAAGCCCACAGCCGCGCCAGGGCCGCCCGCAGCGCAUGAAUCGCUUCCGCCGCUUCCGCACGCGAGCCAUAUCCGUAAUGCGCAGGAUGGGGCGCAGGACGGACCGCGUGUACUGUAUAGUGCAGCGACGUGCGAGUAGCUCCGUGGCUGCAGAAGGCCUGUUUGGCGGUGGUGGCGGCGAGGCCGGCGGUGGCGCUGGGGCGGCUGGGGUGGGCCCGGACCCUGAUGUGGGUGUCGGCGAGUUCAGGAACAUCAUGUCCGCGGCAGACGUCGCGGCCUCGCUGGCUGACCGCGAUGCGGCCCCCAUCAGCCCCGGCACUACCUUUGAGGCGGACCUGCAACAGGCGCUGUGGGAUGCGAGUGGUCAGUACGCGGUGUGCUGUCGUGGCACUGGGCGCGCUUUGAUCCUGAGGUCCCUCCGUGGGGACGUCUGCACUUGGGAGCGGGAAUGGGUGGCGGAUGGUGGCCCUCCCGUGUGCCCACGGGGCCUGGUGCCGCAGCUGCUGGAGGUUGCGUGCGCGGAUGCGGAGCUGUUGCGGGCGCUCUGGGCGGGGCCCUUCUAGUGUGCUGACCUGGUUUGGUGGCGUGUUAGUGCGUGUGUGCCUCGAUUGGCCGUGCGCGGGCAAUGGUUCCGGUGCGGUAGCCGGUCUGCUUUGUUGUGGAGGUCGGUUCGCUGCGGCCUGUGUGCCCCGGUUACGUGCGGCCUGUGCCCCGGUUUGCUGCGGGUUGGUGCGUGUGUGACUGCGCAUGGUCGUGCGCCUGCGGUGGUUCCCAUGUCGUCGCUGGACUGCUUCGUUGCUGGGUCCGAGCGCGCGGCCGCUUGGAUCAGCGUGCGUGCAUGGCGGUCGGGUAGCUGCUGCCUGUGUUCCCUGGCUUGCUUGGGACCCGGGGCCCGGUUUGCAGUGUGUUAGUGCGGGGGCGCCGGCGCUGUCUGCCUGUGGUGGUUUCCCGUUCUCGCGGUGGUUUGGGCUUGGGUGCUCUGUUCUGUGAGUUUGGUGGUUGCUUCAGGGGGGGAUAGAAAGCUCAGUUUCUUACCCCAUGCUCAAAAUUACAGAGGUUAAGGAGAGCAUUAUGCACGUGCUUUUAGUUUUGUCAGGGGGUGUCUGGUGAGGAAGUUCUGGGCCGCCAAAGUUGGGGGGUCGGUCGUCGUCCCUGGGGGUCCACCGGGUUUCGGGAGCCCAUCCUGGCGGAUUUCGGGAAGCGCCCCACAAGCAGAACUGGGGGCCAAACGCAGCACUGCGAGGUUCAUAUGUGCAUGUUAUGCCGUAAUAAACACAAACAAGCGUGGGAAGGUGAGUUGCGCGUCCGGGGGUGGACAUGUCGGCACAUGUCCCCACAUUCGACACAUGCGCACUGCCACGGCUGGGCUCUCUAGCGCUGGUGCACAUGAGUUCACGUCUAACAAGGCUGCCGAUGCACAUUGUCCAUUCGUCACGCGGCACAGAGUUGAGCGCGGGGUGGUCUGGAUCGAGGGGAUUUCCAUGGAUAGGAUCCCGCCCGUGACCGAAGUCUCAGAACAGGACCGCUGAUGGCACGGAGUGAUAGUGCUCGUCAAGAGGAGUCGAUUGGCACCACUUUGGUAUCAAAUGGAG